Messenger RNA from Procambarus clarkii (red swamp crayfish), 2010 nucleotides. RefSeq names its product secreted protein, acidic, cysteine-rich (gene SPARC). Gene Ontology annotation, molecular function: extracellular matrix binding; collagen binding; calcium ion binding. The record is from RefSeq and is a predicted model, not a curated record. NCBI's taxonomy places the organism in Eukaryota, Metazoa, Arthropoda, Malacostraca, Decapoda, Cambaridae. Gene Ontology annotation, biological process: anatomical structure development.
CAGGGCGGGGCACGGGGGCACGGCUGGCCGGGGCGCCCAGUCCUCAGUCACCAUCUUGGUCUUGUAAGGAGCUGGUUGGGUCCUUUCCUUCUCGGUUACUGAGGUCAGGCUCGUCCCUACGGCCACCAACAUGAAGGUGUGGGCAGCUGUGGUGGUGUUGAUGGUGGCGGCCACCUGGGCCAGUGCUGAGGCGAAGGAGCAUCUGCACAAGAAAGCUCAUUCUGACCCACAGAAGAAACAUAUUGUCCAGAUUGAGGAAAAGCUUCAACAGUUGCUUGAACUAGAAGCAGAGCUAAAGUCGGAAAUUGCUGAAGUUGCCGAGGCAGUGGAGGAGGACGAGGAAGGUUCUGAGGAGAAUGAAAUAGAGGAGGAAGAGGAAGGGGAGCCAGCAGAGGAUGAACCUGUAGAGGUUGAUGAACCUGUAGAGGAAGAUGGAGAUGAACCUGUAGAGGAAGAUGGAGAUGAACCUUUAGUUGAAGAGAAUCCCUUAGAAGAGACAGAUGAAGAAGUAAAUGCAUUCUAUGGAGAUCCUUGUGCAGAUAUGUACUGCGGUGCUGGUCGCACGUGUGUUAUAAAUGAUGCCGGUGAAGGCGAGUGCCGAUGUGUUAAUGUGUGCAGCGAUGAGACUGAUCCACGAAGAAGGGUGUGCAGUAAUCACAAUGAGACCUGGAUGUCCGACUGUGAGCUCUACCGCCAACGUUGUCUCUGCCAAGAGGGUGAUGAAAGCUGUCGCAAACCAGAAUAUACCCACGCUCACAUUAACUAUUAUGGAGAAUGUCAAGACCUUCCUGCAUGUGAAGAAUCAGAGCUGGAAGACUUCCCUCGGCGCAUGAGUGAGUGGCUCUUCAACAUCAUGCGUGACAUGGCCGACCGCGAAACUCUAAGUGAACACUACAUUCGUUUAGAGCGGGAGGCUGAAGAGGAUGCCACUAAGCAGUGGACAUAUGCAGUGGUGUGGAAAUGGUGCGAGCUGGAUUCUCAUCCAAAGGACAGCUUUGUCUCGCGUCAUGAACUGUUCCCCAUCCGAGCCCCGCUUGUCACUCUGGAGCACUGCAUUAGCCAGUUCCUAGACUCGUGUGAUCCAGAUGAUGACCACCGCAUCACCUUUAAGGAAUGGGCUAACUGUACAAAGCUCUCUGAGGAGGACUUUGAGAAGCUUGAGGACAUGUGUGAGAACAUCCGUGAUGACUAACAUGUUAAUCGUGGUGUCAGAAAGACUUCUGUUGUUGGAGUCUAUGAAAACGUUAACAUAAUGCUUUAAUCCAUAUGUAACAGAUGCAAUUAAGAAACCAAGUGACUGAUUGUAUUUAAAUGCCUCAAUAAAAUUUAAGCGAUAUAAGAAGCAUAGUUUUCAGUUGAUAUUUAGCUCUGUGCAAUUGAAGUAAACAUGUGAAUGACAGUUGAGGUGGUGGUGAUGUGACUGGUUUGAUAUUAACUGAAAUUUGUCACUAAUUGUUUGAUUAGCAUAAUAUUUUUAAUGUAAGGAAAUAAUAAAGGGUCACUUAACUAUGUAAAACAAUUUGUUUCAAAAAUGUAAUAUAAAAUAGGAAAUUCUUUUCUAUCAAUCUUAUUGGAUGCAUUUUUCUGUGUUCUUUUCCGAGAUAAUUUAGAUUUAUGCUUCAGUAUAAGUUAGGAAUUAUAUCAUGAGUACAGAUACGUAGAAAUAUCGUAAGUAAAGCCUACUGCAAAGUAUGUAAAGUUAUUUUUCUUUUAUAAUACUGUACUCUUACUGUAUUACUUAGAUUAUACUACUUAAUAAUAAAGCAACUUUGUACAAAGUUGCUACACACUGCCAUAUGUUGUACAUGACUGUAUGUUAUACUGCCAGGUAACGGGCCAGUAUGAUGCUUUAUAUUUAAUGAUUUUCUACUUCACUGAAAUCUUUGGCUAGUUUUUAUUGAAUUUAUUUUUAUGUUGUAGCUCAGUUCUUGUGCUGAAAUAAAAUGAAUAAAUAGGCAAUUUUCAUAUGGUAACUGUUACCCUAUGAAGAAUAUAAAUUUAUAUAUUUAA